This is a messenger RNA of Parastagonospora nodorum SN15, 1616 nucleotides long. RefSeq lists its product as hypothetical. Gene Ontology annotation, molecular function: peptidyl-prolyl cis-trans isomerase activity; macrolide binding. The record is from RefSeq and is a predicted model, not a curated record. The transcript is spliced from 4 exons. NCBI's taxonomy places the organism in Eukaryota, Fungi, Ascomycota, Dothideomycetes, Pleosporales, Phaeosphaeriaceae. Bases 102 to 1616 code for a protein of 504 amino acids. Gene Ontology annotation, cellular component: chromatin; nucleolus.
UGUGCCACAUCCCCAGCAUAGGCAAGACCCGUCGACACCCGAAUCACAAAAGCAAAAGAAAAGCGCAUCAAGUCGCACCCAGCUUUUCCUCCACCAUCACCAUGUCCGGCCCUGUAGCUGCUGGUGUCUGGGGCCGCCGCGUCCCAGCCGGCGGUAUUCCCAUUCUUGCCUCGAUCGACCCUUCCGCUGCAUUCCGCAUCACCAUGGCGGCUCUCGACCCCAGUGCGCCCGCCCAGACCGAUGAGGAGAACCAAGUCCUGCGCGCAACUCUGAAGCUUAUCCGUGUGCCCACGGACUUUGACGACGAGGACGACGAGGACGACUACGACCCAGAGGACAUUGAGGCCAUCACCGCCCGCCUCCGUGAAGCUGGCGCACUUCCCGCCGAGGAGCUCGAGUCGUCUGAAGAGGACGACAGCGAGAAUGAGAAGAACGGCGGCCCCAGUGACCCCGUCAAGGCCAAGAAGGCCAAGAAGGCCGCUCUCACCAAGAAGAUGCAGCAGGAGCUCGAGGACGAGAUGGAGAUCGACAACAGCCUGACCAACGGCGUCAAUGGCAAGUCCAAGGGCAAGGCCAAGGUUACCGACGACGACGACAUCAGCGACGAGGACGAGGAUGAGGACGACGACGACGAGGAGCCCGAAGAGUUUGUCCUGUGCACGCUCAACCCCGAGAACCACUACCAGCAGCCGCUUGACAUCACCGUCCGUGAGGGUGAAGAGGUCUACCUCUGCGUCAACGGUACCCACGACAUCUACGUCACCGGCAACUACAUCAUACUCCCCGAGCAGGAAGACAGCGAGGAUGAUGACGAGGACGAUGGCCUCGAGCAGCUUGGCUACGACAUCGGCUCUGACGAGGACGAGCUCGAGAUUGACGGCAUGGACGAGGAUGAGUCCGAUGAGCUCGACGACCUCGAGGACCCCCGCAUCACUGAGGUCGACAGCGAAGAGGAGGAGGUGCCCAAGCUCGUUGCUACCAGCAAGAAGGCCAACAAGAAGCGCCCGGCUGAGUCAGAGGACGACGCCACGCUCGACGACCUCAUGAGCAAGGCCAACGGCGACGAGAAGGUCAGCAAGAAGCAGGCCAAGAAGCUGAAGAAGAACGACGGCCAAGCCGUUGCCGGUGCUGAGCCCGCAAAGAAGGCCGAAAAGGCCGACGCUCCUAGCAGCGACAAGAAGAAGGUACAGUUCGCCAAAAACCUCGAGCUAGGUCCCACAGGCUCACCGCUCACUAAGGUUGAGGCUCCCAAGGCCGAGGCGAAGAAGGAAGCCGCGAAAGGCCCGCGCGUCGUCAGCGGCGUCACAGUCGAGGACAAGAAGGAGGGCAAGGGCAAAGCCGCGAAGAAGGGCGACCGCGUCGAGAUGCGCUACAUCGGCAAGCUGAAGAACGGCAAGGUCUUUGACUCCAACAAGAAGGGCAAGCCAUUCGCCUUCAAGCUCGGCGUCGGCCAAGUCAUCAAGGGCUGGGAUGUCGGUGUCGCUGGCAUGACUCCCGGUGGAGAGCGCCGCCUCACCAUCCCCGCCGCGCUUGCAUAUGGCAAGAAGGGCGCGCCCCCGGACAUCCCAGCCAACUCCGACUUGAUCUUUGACAUCAAGUGCAUCUCUGUCGGUUAA